GACUGCUUUUCCACCGCAGCAGCAUCGUGAUGGAGGUGAACGACUCUUCAAAUGUUGCUCUGAGAGAGUUUGGCUGUGAACAGAGCUUAUUGUCUCGACCUGAUGGUUCAGCGUCCUUCAUCCAAGGAGACACAAGUGUGUUGGCUGGAGUGUACGGACCGGCCGAGGUCAAAGUUAGCAAGGAAAUCUACGACCGGGCAACACUGGAGGUGUUGAUCCAGCCCCGAGUGGGACUGCCAGGUGUGAGGGAGCGGUCGCAAGAGCAAUGUGUGCGAGAGACCUGUGAGGCGUCUCUGCUGCUGUCGCUUCACCCUCGCUCCUCCCUCACUCUCAUUCUUCAGGUGUUACACGACGAUGGUUCACUCUUGUCCUGCUUUUUGAAUGCUGCCUGUAUGGCUCUUAUGGAUGCGGGCCUGCCUAUGAGUUGCCUGUUCUGUGGAGUGACCUGUGCCAUCGACGCCGAUGGGCAAAUCAUCACAGACCCAACUGCAGCGCAGGAGAAGGAAAGUCGAGCUUUGAUGACCUUCGCUAUCGACAGUACAGAACAGAGAGUAAUGAUGUCAUCAACCAAAGGAUCAUUUUCAGUUCAUGAGCUGCAGCAGUGCAUCGCAGUCAGCCAGAGAGCAUCAGAGAAGAUCUUCCAGUUCUACAGAGACUCUGUCAGCCGGCGAUACUCUAAAACUCUCUGACGAAGAAGCGGCGCUCUUUUUUUCUACUUAAUAUUUUUUAAAAAACAAUGUUUAUAAAGUACUGAUGGAAUAAAAUAUUUAGCAACCAC
Molecule: messenger RNA, 778 nt
Organism: Chelmon rostratus (copperband butterflyfish)
Lineage: Eukaryota; Metazoa; Chordata; Actinopteri; Chaetodontiformes; Chaetodontidae
Gene: exosc5
Product: exosome component 5
Exons: 6
Coding region: 30-689 (219 amino acids)
Biological process (GO): rRNA catabolic process; nuclear mRNA surveillance; U4 snRNA 3'-end processing
Cellular component (GO): nuclear exosome (RNase complex); nucleolus; cytoplasmic exosome (RNase complex)
Source: RefSeq, a predicted model, not a curated record